Phytophthora sojae is the source of this 1470-nucleotide messenger RNA. RefSeq lists its product as hypothetical. The transcript has 10 exons. Gene Ontology annotation, molecular function: MAP kinase kinase activity; ATP binding. Gene Ontology annotation, biological process: protein phosphorylation; MAPK cascade. The coding region runs from base 1 to 1470 and encodes 489 amino acids. The record is from RefSeq and is a predicted model, not a curated record. NCBI's taxonomy places the organism in Eukaryota, Oomycota, Peronosporomycetes, Peronosporales, Peronosporaceae.
AUGUUUACUACAAAGAACGUGGCCGUAUCAGAGGCUGGGAUUUCAUCUCCUGAUGCAGCGUGUCUGCACCUUCAAGAAAAUCUUGAGCGGGUAAAAGAAAUCGGUCGAGGAGCUUCAGGAGUGGUGUACAAGGCUAUUCACAUCCCAACACUGAAAGUGGUCGCUGUCAAGGACGUGCCAGUCUAUGGACGAGGCCAGCGUCGGCAAAUGGUUCGAGAACUGCAUGCGCUGUAUUCAAACCUCGUACCAAUGUCAGAUAACGAUAGUCCGGUGCCUCAACAUCCUGUUCCCGGGAAAAGCACCACCAAACCCAAAGCAAAGCCAAGUCCCUACAUCGUCUCAUUUUAUGAUGCCUUUGUCGAUCGCCCCAAAAACUCCAUUUGCAUGGUGAUGGAGUAUAUGAGCACGGGGUCGCUGCAAGAUAUCGUUUUACGUGGUGGAUGCCAAAACGAAAAGGUGCUGGCUCGGCUUGCCACUGGCGUAUUACACGGCUUAGCCCACAUUCAUAAUAAGCGGAUGGUGCAUCGUGAUAUCAAGCCGCACAACUUGCUGACGAAUCGACAGGGCGAGGUGAAAAUCUCGGAUUUUGGUUUGGCGCGUACACUAAAUGAUAACUCUACCACGACAAAAACGUUCGUCGGGACCCUUCUCUAUAUGGCUCCUGAACGGAUAGGAGGCGGUGAUUAUUCCUACCCAGCCGAUGUGUGGUCCUUUGGACUAGCAUUGAUAUCGGUGGCGUUGGGUCGAUAUCCGCUUCCUACACAAGAUGGUUUUUUCGGCUUGGUUGACUCUGUUGCAAACGAACAACGCCUCAAACUACCCGCUGAGUCCUUUUCGGAAGAAUGCCGUUCAUUCGUCGAUCAGUGCGUUUUGAUUGACCCAGAACAAAGACCGUCGGCGGAAGAUCUACUUCAGCAUCCGUUUAUUCGCAAGUACACAGCGGAAGAAACACUAGACGAGUGGACAUUAUUCAUCGAUAGAAUCCAGCUGUGUGAAGAGCGCGGCAGUGAGCUGGAAUCGCUAGGUGAUGCAGUGUAUCGGCACAUGUACGAGCACGCAGUGAAGUUUUCGCAUCUGCCCCAGUCGGACUACGGCGUCUCAUUCGUGUCACAAGCAACCCCAACGUUUUCUCGACGAGAAAUCUCUCUGCAGCCAGUGCAAAUGAGUCUUCAGCUUGGCCUAGCGAACUACUUGAACUUACCUGUGCACAUGGUUUAUGAAAAGUUCGAAGAGAAACGCUGCUUCUACAGCGACAAGUUGCUGGAAGAUUAUUGCUAUUCUCCGCAAAGCUGGACGGCGUCUCCUGGAAUCUCGCGGCGUCAGCAAUUUGGGAUCGGUACAGAUAGCCCGCAGCGUACGCCAAGCGAGAGGGGUUCGUUUUGGCGAAAGCUGCAGGAGAGCAUGGCAAAGCUUGGCCACAGUAGGCGCAGAAAGGAACGACAGAGGGGGCGCUCCUCGGUGGCUAUAUAG